Messenger RNA from Habropoda laboriosa, 738 nucleotides. RefSeq names its product nurim homolog. The coding region runs from base 1 to 738 and encodes 245 amino acids. The transcript has 3 exons. NCBI's taxonomy places the organism in Eukaryota, Metazoa, Arthropoda, Insecta, Hymenoptera, Apidae. Gene Ontology annotation, cellular component: nuclear membrane. The record is from RefSeq and is a predicted model, not a curated record.
AUGUUUGUAAAAUAUAUUAGUGCAGUGACUUGUAUUGCCUGUUUUUUAUAUACUUUUUAUAUUUUAUGCAACUUAACAUAUUUUUUAUCAGCCCAUGAUGAAAGUAAAGAAACAAUUAUUUCAUUAAAAAAGGAUGAGAGCAUUGAGUCUACAUUAUGGUUGCUAAUAAUAAAUAUGUCCCUACUAAGCAUUUUUAUGCUGCAACAUUCUCUUAUGGCUACCGAGUUUGUGAAACAUUUAUUUUGCAAACUACAUAUGGAUUACAUGGAAAGAAGUAUUUAUAAUAUUGCUAGUGCCAUGACUCUUCAUUUACUUUUUAGUAAAUGGCAAAACAUUUCAUCCACUGUAUUAUGGGAAGUUAAUACAUCUUCUAAUAAUGUUUUAUGGUUCACAUUUACCGCUUUCCAUGUGUUGGCUUGGUCAAUAAUUUACAGUGGAUGUUUAAUGAUGGAUAUAUCUGAAUUAGCUGGAAUAAAACAAGUAUAUUAUAAAUUUUCAUUCAGGCCAAGUCCCAUGGUAAUGAAAUCUAAAGACUUACUACGUUAUUACUCACAUAUGAGACAUCCAAGUUUUACAGGAUUCCUUAUAGUUCUGUGGAUAUACCCUUACAUGACAUUGGACAGAUUAUUAUUGGCAUCAAUAUUCACAUUCUAUAUGGCCUUGAUGUGGACUAUUGACAAGGACGACUAUAAUUAUCAUGCUAAUCUUGUGAAAAUAAAGCAAACAGAAUUGUUUUGA